AUGUAUCGCCUCUGCUUCCUUUUGGUCAUCUGUACAUUGGUGGCAGCAGCUCCAGAAAUGGAUAAGGAGGCUACAGACAAGCUCGUGCAUACGGAUCCACAGUUGGGUGUAUUUUGUAUUGGAAGAGGACUGAACCCUUAUCGAUACGGCCCUUACUCUGGAUACGGACCUUUUGGAUAUAGACGAUACGGAUAUGGACCCUACGGCUACUACGGAUAUGGUCCCUACGGCUAUUAUGGACCAUACGGAUACAGACGAUUUGGAUAUGGACCUUACGGCUACUAUGGAUAA
This is a messenger RNA of Haemonchus placei, 291 nucleotides long. The record is from the annotation of a GenBank genome assembly. Lineage: Eukaryota; Metazoa; Nematoda; Chromadorea; Rhabditida; Trichostrongylidae.